Molecule: messenger RNA, 6349 nt
Organism: Larimichthys crocea (large yellow croaker)
Lineage: Eukaryota; Metazoa; Chordata; Actinopteri; Sciaenidae
Product: complexin-2
Exons: 4
Coding region: 243-647 (134 amino acids)
Biological process (GO): neurotransmitter transport; synaptic vesicle exocytosis; regulation of neurotransmitter secretion
Cellular component (GO): terminal bouton; SNARE complex
Molecular function (GO): syntaxin binding
Source: RefSeq, a predicted model, not a curated record
AGAGAGAGAGAGAGAGAGACGGGAUAUAGGACGGGCAUCACACGGAGGUUUGGCUGCAGACUGGUCGGGAUCCCUUUCGCCGCCCUCGGUCGCUUCAAGACGCAUCAGGUCCAGAAGAGAGUCACUGAGGACUGAACGGGAAACAGUGAGAAGGAUCGAGACACCCGGAGAUCCCAGGCUUGGUGGCUACAUGCGCAGUUCUCUUUGGUUUUGAGAAGAACACACACGGGUCAGCAGGAACCAUGGAUUUUGUAAUGAAACAAGCUUUAGGUGGGGCCACCAAAGAUAUGGGUAAGAUGCUGGGUGGGGAGGAGGAGAAGGACCCGGAUGCAGCCAAGAAAGAGGAGGAGCGGCAGGAGGCACUGAGGCAGCAAGAGGAGGAGAGGAAGGCCAAACAUGCCCGCAUGGAGGCAGAGAGGGAAAAAGUACGGCAGACCAUCAGGGACAAGUAUGGGCUGAAGAAGAAGGAGGAGAAAGAGGCGGAGGAGAAAGCGGCUAUGGAGCAAGCCUGCGAGGGGUCACUGACACGCCCGAAGAAGGCGAUCCCACGGGGCUGUGGAGACGACGACGAAGAGGACGAGGAGAGCAUCCUCGACACUGUCCUCAAGUUUCUGCCAGGACCUCUACAGGACAUGUUCAAGAAGUAAAACAAAAAGCAAAACAAAUCAAACGAACCCUAAAUUCAGGGUCCAGUCUGGCCUGGGCUAGGCUGCGGGGCAAAGGGAGGCGGGGAUGUUUGCAUUGGGGACUUUAAGGGUUGAGAGAACUUGAAGAGUUGAAAGUUUGGGGGAGAUGAGAGACUGGAGAGAUUGGUUUGGGUAUUUGUAUGCAGGCAGGGUUUGAGUGUGGAUCUCGGGUGUGUGGAAGUUGUUGGGAGCAUUACGGAUUCGGGAGGGGGGGUUCUUGCCAAACUGUUAGAGGCUACACACUGCCUUUCUAGAAAUCUUUUACUUUGUUCUUUUCUACUCCUCGACGAUUGCGUCAUUCUUCCCCUUUUUAUUUGCCACAGUUGCUGUACAACCUUUCAACUGCCACUUAGCACAUUUCUUACAAUUAGUAAGUUUUUCCUGUUGUUAUUUUUACACAGAUUAAGAUCAGACAUUUUGAUUUGGUUGGUCAUCAUCUGUGGCCAGGCGAUGGUGACCAAUGGAGAGCAGUAUUCCCUUAGAAGGACCGUGGACGCUUUUGUCCUCUUGCUUGUGUGGUUUUUUCAAAUGGCACUGCCACCAUGUUUUCCAGUAGAUGGAGCAUGUUGUGUUUAUUUAAAUGGGUGUUUUCUACUUUUAUGAACCUGGUGUAGGUCUUUAUAUUGAAGAAAAAACAAAAUCAGCAUUUGAGUUUUUAGGACAUGUGCCUUCAUAUCAUCUCCUCCAGCAGAGGAAUUGUAAAUGAGGGUUUCAUUUUCAGUCAAACAGGUGUACAGUUGUUGGUAGCAUGUAGGCACGCGUUCAAGGAUACAACAUCGAACACUUUUGGAAUAAUGUAUUUGAUAUGAAGUUGGCUUGUUGGAAUAUUUUGGGGUUUCCAGACACCACUGUUCAAACUAGGCACUUCUGGAAAUCCAAGACCAAGUUUCCAAGGCCGAACAGUUUACAAAACUAUUAAAACUAAUGUUACUUUUAGAGAAGCUAAAGUUUCUAAGCCUGUCAGCUAGUUAGACUGCCAUUAUGCUAGUAAAAUACAAAAUCUUGAACCUGUAGUUAACCUCAAAAUAUACUUUUUUCAAUCACAAGAUUUCGGAAUAUACCAUAUUUAGCUCAAGGUUUCGCCCAUAUAAGGGAGCGAGACUCGUUUUACCUUGUUUGAAUCCCAUUUCCAAAAACUCCAGAGUUUUUAGAUAGUGUGGUCCCUGUAGACAAUCAAAGCAUUGAACACUUGGAAACAGUGAGGGUAGCCGGUACUGUACAUGUUGUCAUUUCCUGUCUCAUGCUUGGUUUAAAGUGGGUUCUAUAUUAAGCACUAGAUUAAAUGAUUGCUAUUAAGUGGCUCUUAAUUUAAACUAUUCUUAUUUUCUUUUUUUUUCUUCUUCACACAUGAAUGCAAAUGCCAGGCAAUGUCUGUUUUUAUUAUUUUUUUUACUUACUUUAAAUUAUUACUCUUUGUGAAUGUGCUGCCAAGUUUAUUUUAAUGCAACAGAAAUUGUGAUUUAAUCCACAUUCCAGCUGAGCUAACCUUUCCCUUCAUCUUUUAAAUGCAUAAGUUGACCUUGAUCGAAAAAGCUCAUCAACAUCAAGACCAAAGAAAUACUGGUGAGACCUUACUAUUUCUUUCGUCACAGCUGAAACGAAGACCUGCAUGCCUGACUUGGCUUUUAUUGUACGUGCAAAGCCUGCAGGAGAAACACACAGCGGCCUGUUCAGCGUGUGCAUGCAUCCCAAAGACCACCACCAAACUAAAAUGAUACUCUCCUAUUUCCUCAAAAGUAUUCCAUGGCUAAACAAAACUAGAUAUGUUAACUGUAGACUGAGCCUGAGAAAACUGGCCUGCGAGUUGUCGCAAUUCACUGCGUGAAGAGCUCACUUAGAGUCGAGUAUAUUCUGCAUCCUGCAUCUCUUAAUCCAACGAAAUAUCAUAGUGAUUUGUCAUAUAGCAUUUACGUAGAUGUACUGUAAAUGGAAACGAUCUCUACUUAGUGAAACCACCUUAAUAUAUGGACAUUUAUCAGUAAAACAAAGCAUGUUGGUUAUUCCUUAAUGAUGCGGUGGUUUUUCAGUGGUUAGUUAUACGACGGUGUAUGAUUAAUACAUUGUUCCGUGAGUUUGUAAGUUAAAAUAUUAAGGAUUAAUAAGACUAUUGAUGAAGUUGUCAUAAGCACUAUAAAGGCAUUUUCUUUUCUUUUGUUCAUUUUCUAGCUCAGAUAGGACUUUUCACUAGACGAAGCCAUAUUGUUUAGAUUGCAAUAAUUACUUAAAAUGAUAAAAAGAGAAUAUUUCAUUGAAAGUUAGCGUCUCAUGUUUGUUUUCUGUAAAAUUAGAAGAAAAGAUAUUUGCAUAUCCGUUUGUAGAUCCUCACCAUUCUUGUAACUUUAAAGAUGUAUACUAAUGUAUACGCAAAGAAAAUGUAUGUAGAAAAAAGAAGCCAUUGUUAUAACUGUCUCAGUGUACUACAUGUGUACUGUAAGUGUGUGUGUGUUUAUAUGUGUGUGUCUUUCUACAUGUCUGUGAUGUGAGACCAUGUUGUUGAUUCAUAUAGUCCUGGUUUAUACUACAUUAAUGUGUCUUUGAACUAUUUUGUGCACAGGCGGUAGCUGGGGCGACUCCCUAGUUGUGCCACGUCUAAAAAAAGAAAUAAUACUUAACACAUUCCUUUCAAAAUGUUGAGCAUGCAAAUGUUUGGUAGAGAAGAGAAUACACCAAAUGUCAAAAGACAAAAAAAAAAGGCUAUUAGACUAUUUCCUGUUUCUGAAAGAGUCUCCAGGCAACAGAAUCCAUGCAUUGGAUCCAGAAAGAUCAGCUGCGCGAUGGGCUUGUUGAGUGUUUGAUGUUCUUUGUUGUCUGAGGUUUGAUGAAGCUUCAGGCUGUGAUCACACAGGAGCUUUGGAGCUCAUAUGUGAGCAUCGCUAACAAAGAAAAACGCCAAGCUGUGUCCCGGUUCUGUAUUUUAAGUUUGUAGUUUGUAGUGUACUCAAAUUUCAAAAUCAGUUUGCAGUAUAAAGCUCAGAACUAUGAACCUUUGGAGAAUUCCACAUGGACAAGGGUCGAAAUUAAGUUCCCUGGGCGAUAUUUUAUCCCCCAAAAGUCCCUGCUCAGGAGGAACUCUAGCACUGUACAUUUCUGGUUGGUUGAGUACCCACAGCCAACGUUUUGAAAAUUCUUCAGCUGCAAGCCAGUUGGUUUUGUUCAUUGGGCUCUGACACAUCAACAAGGAGUUAAGUAAUAAUGACGCCUGUCCGUCACUUUAUAUGGCGUCAUUGUUAUUGUCCGUAGACGGGUAACGGGCUGAAGGAACCUUUUAGUUCGUUACUACUAAGUACUUUGGGUACAAAUGUGGCUUUGUAAGAAAAGCACUCUGCUUUCUUGUUAAGUUUUCUAAAUGAAAACUGGCAUUGGUGUUGAAAAGUCAGACUUUGGUUUAUGGCUGGUGGAACACAAAACAUUUAGGUUAAAUUUGAGAACAGAUAGAUAAAUAAAUAUUGUAUACGUUAGAAUGGGGCACAGCUUUUGAUUGCUGGGUACAAUUUAACAAGAAAUACAAGCUUGUUACUCAGUCAUCGUAAUAUUUGGUUUGCAUAUUUUGCAUGAGCACUAACUCCAGUUUGGACACUUUGAAGUGUCAAACAUGCAACUGAGACUCUGGCAGCCACACAUUGGUUCAAACUAAUUAAUGAUUCGAAUCAGUUGAUUCUCCAACAAACUUGUUAACAGGGCUAGAAUUCACCCUCUGUGAUCUCAGCCUGAAAACAUCAACUCUGAGAUGAGUUAAAGGCUUUUAAAAAGACAAUGGGAGACGUGCAAUUAAAAAAAAAAGAAGAAUAGAUACUGUAACUAAAAUAUUAGCUUUUUUUUAUACUAGAUGUAUUAUAGUACUAAAAACUCAAUUUUGAUUUCAGUGUAAAAAUCAUGCAAAUUGUCAUGUCUCUAUAUGAGAGACCAACCUGCAGAGAGAUUUAUUUUAAUGCAGUCGCUUUGCUCAUCCUCAUGAACAAACCACCCGUGUCGGAAUAACGCAUGACGUCCGUCACAUAAAUUUAAAUUAUUGCAGUGCAGAAGCUGUUUUUUAGCGCAGUGUGCUUUGUUUGAGUCGUUCCAGAUGAAUCACCUUGAUUUGUUUCCUGCAUUAACGCAGGGAUUCCCCACAAUUCCAGGUUACAUGCCAGUUUCACCUACAGCACGUGGAUUAAGUUUAUUCAAGCCUUGUAUCUCCCAGGUGGUAUAAACUGGGACAUAAAUCCAUGACUAGGCUUAAUUCAUGGGCCCUUCAUGGAAACUACAGCCAUACAUCCUCUGUAUGUAAAAUAGUCUCUCAGCGGGACUCGUCUCGAGGCGUCACAGCAUGUGAACUGCCUUUUUAAAAGGGCUAUUACCAUGUCAUCUGUAUGUGAGGUUAGUGCUAACUCAUCUGUCGCAUCUGUGCUUGUCCUGGCGUGAAGUGUCGUUUUAAUACAUUCUGGUUGCAUGAGAUACUUCAGUGUGGAAAAUUGUGUUUGUGGAGCCGCUGUGGCUUUUCAGUUUAGAUAAACACCUGGGUCGGUAGAUAAUAGAGUAAAAGCAACGAGUUGUCACCUCUAAGUAGAGGGUUAUAAACAAUAAGUAUUAUUUUAGAUGGAAUAUAUGGACUGUAUAUUUUGCUAACACAGAAGCAGACGUGGGUGAAUGUGAGAGAUGAAAACCGCAAGUGUAGAUUUUGACACGAAAGGCCACAAAGACAUUUAACAACUACAUCAAAUCCCGACUUCUCUAAAAGCAUCUUCCGUUGAUGGGAUACUUUGAGGGGAGACUCAAUCUAAAGAGAUUGCAACUGAAAAACUGGAUUAUCAAAGCAUCUUCUGUUGUCAGGAGCCCGGAAACAUACAGAGAACUGAGAAACAGGCUAAGCUUGGAACUGCCAUUCGAAACCACAGUCCCUUUCCUUAAGUUUGGUGAUAUUUCUCAUUACAAUCUAUCAACACAAAAUAAUGUAUACUGGCAGUGUGCAUUCGACAUGCCAUAAAUGUUUACUUCUUAGAUUUAACUUUAAAAAAUGCAACGAGCGACUGAAAUGGAGAGAACAUUUUAGAAUAAAAGAAAAUCUUUCCUUUAAACUUGAUCGUUCAUCCAACUCCAAACAAGGCUGGACUUUUUUUCUACACUCUGUAAUGAUGUCAUAACAUUUGUGUUUUUUUGUAACAUUUUUACGUAUACACUUACGAAUAUUAUUGUAACUGCCCUGCUGAUUCCUGCCAGUAAAGUGAAAGCGAACGCUCGGCGAAUGCCGUUCACGUUAAGAAGCUCGUCUUAUCGCCACGUUUACUUUCCCUCCAGUGGAAGUCGAGAUUUUGGUGAGCACAGCUGUUACUGUGAAGAGUAACUCUCUGAAUACAUUCCAGUCUUUUUUGGCAUUUGCACUAGAAUACGUUGAAAUGUUACAUUAACAACGGUUAUGGCAUCUAAAAAGUCAACACUACUAACUACCUGUAUUUCCUUUUUUACGUUUGCCUGCCCUCUAAAUGGUAAAGUUGAAAGGUAAAAAAAAAGACCACCACCGUAGUGACCGGGGUUAAACACCUGGCAGCAAUCCCUUUAAUUUGGCCAUUUGCGUCAAUCGACACAAUUGGCGACGUUCACAGGUUUGCUGAUGAUGUGACCUUCUUCAGGCAACUGGAGACCCCAUGUGAACAGGCUGGAAGUGACUAAAUGGUAAAGAGUGGAAA